AUGUUGGUACAUUAUCACACAGCACCAUCUGGUUCCAUGGUCCAAAGCAGUAAUGCAAUGAUCCCAGCCUACUCAGUUUCUGCUCUUCGGCUAGCCUUCGACGAGAUAUCCACUGUUCUACCUAUCGCUAACCAGCUUGCCUGCCUUCUACUACCAUUUUUGAUAAAUCUUAUCAACAAUUUGAAUAACUUAUCAAACAUCGUCCAAAAUUUGACGCCGGCUUUAUUGCCUUACUUCGGUUGUACACUACCUUUGCUCUAUGCCACAUUAACAGAUUUGGCUUCAGUUCUCUUCCUAUAUAUAAGCGUUUUGAUAUCACUGUUUAGGUCUAAUGUGCUUGCUGCCCCAGGACUUCUCUUGGGGCUGGUCUCUCAAGUACUGAAUUUAGUGCUAGGUCUGUUGAAAGGUCUGACAGACGGAUCAGGUCUCCUAUCAGGUCUGAUCAAGCUGAUUACGAACAUAUUGUGUGAGCUGGAAAAGUUGUUAUUG
Brenthis ino (lesser marbled fritillary) is the source of this 489-nucleotide messenger RNA. NCBI's taxonomy places the organism in Eukaryota, Metazoa, Arthropoda, Insecta, Lepidoptera, Nymphalidae. The record is from the annotation of a GenBank genome assembly.